Molecule: messenger RNA, 1574 nt
Organism: Hevea brasiliensis (rubber tree)
Lineage: Eukaryota; Viridiplantae; Streptophyta; Magnoliopsida; Malpighiales; Euphorbiaceae
Product: F-box/kelch-repeat protein At3g23880
Exons: 1
Coding region: 265-1422 (385 amino acids)
Molecular function (GO): protein binding
Source: RefSeq, a predicted model, not a curated record
UAAAUAUAUUAAUUAAAUUUUAGUUAAUUAUUUAAUUUUUAAAAAUUCAUUUAUUAUAUUAAUAUUUAAUUAAUAGAUAUAUAGAUUUGCAUUAUUUUGAUUUAAUCGGUUAGUAGUUCUAAACCAUUAAGAACUCAACUCCUAAACAAACAUGGAUUCUGUGACCUUCGACCUAAAGUUGCUAUGAAAAGAACAAUGACUUUGAGAUCCUGAUUUGUGUUAAGUGCCAUAGCAAAGCAAAGUUGACUUGUGUUCGUGAAGCUCAUGAUGCUGAACGAAGAAGCCAUGUCAAUAUCAAUGCCAAGACUUCCCCGGGAUUUGAUUAUAGAGAUACUGACAAAAUUACCUGUUAAAUCUCUGCUGAAAUUCAAGAGCGUAUGCAAGUCAUGGUACUCAAUCAUCACCGACCCACAAUUUGUUAAACUCCAUUCCAAAUCGCCUAGAUUGUUCUUGCACUGCCUGGCCGUAAGAUUUGACGGGGCUGCUGUUGAAGAAUAUCAUUCUGUAGAUUAUGAAGCUGUAGUCGACAAAUGUGUCUAUUAUCAAGCAAUGGUAAAAUUCCAAUUUCCAUUGAAAGAAGCAUGGGUCAGUAUAUGUGGCUCUUGCAAUGGCUUGAUAUUUAUGAUGAGUGUGAUGAACGAGUUGUUUGUAUGGAAUCCAUCAACAGGAGAUUUAAAGGAGUUGCCACAAUCUGACUUGUGCUUUUUAAUCAAUCAGGGGUCUUAUUGCCAUGGCUUUGGUUAUGAUAAAUCCAUUGAUGAUUACAAGGUAGUUGUAUACGGUUUGAGCAUGGGACUAUCUCCUCCCAAAUCUCAUGUCCAAGUGCUUACUCUGAAAACAAAUACCUGGGGAAUAAUUCAGGACGUCGAAUUCUAUAGAAAUGUUGAUCCCUAUUAUGGGGUUUUUGCCAACGGAGCUCUUCAUUGGAUAGCAAAUCCUAGUUCUUCUUCUGAAACUAUGGACUUGAUAGCUUUUGAUCUUGCAGAGGAGAAAUUUCAAGUGCUUCCACAACCAGAACCAGCUUUACCUUUCAGGAAGCGCGCUCUGUCCGUUGUAAAUGGAUGGCUCUGUUUAUGCAAGGGAGAACUUGAUAGUGGCAUUGAUGUAUGGAUAAUGAAGGAGUAUGGAGUGAAAGAAUCUUGGAUCAAAUUGAUUACAGUGCCCCCACAUCUAUUCCAUAAUCCGAAUGUAUGGAGUUGUGAUAAGGGUUUUCUACCGCUUUGCAUUUCCAGGGAUGGAGAUAUAUUUGGGAUCCUCGACGAUCACCUGUUAAUAGAGUGCAAUGUAAAGCAAAAUUGGUUCCGAUGCAUCAAAAUUGACAGUGGAUCAAUCUUCAAUCACAGAGGAAAAAAAUUUCGGUGGACAUCGUAUCGUCUCAUUCGGGCUAUUUGGUACGAGGAGAGUUUAGUAUCAACUAGAUAGAGAUGAUAAGUUUGUUAUUUCUUGUUCUAUUUCAUUGUCUCAAUUGUUAUUGGUUUCAUGUUUGCUGCUAAUAUUUCAAAUACUGCUUUUUUUUGUCCUCGGUUCUUAACGUUUGUUUGAGGAGUUUUUUAAGAGUAAUUGAAGCCUUCAAC